Molecule: messenger RNA, 721 nt
Organism: Adineta ricciae
Lineage: Eukaryota; Metazoa; Rotifera; Eurotatoria; Adinetida; Adinetidae
Source: the annotation of a GenBank genome assembly
AUGAAUACUGAUUCUGUCGUUCUCACAUUCGGUUACUCAACGAAAAGCAAGCCUACAGUCUGCUUUGACGGAUACGUCUACACGUUAAACAAGGAUCGUGGCACAGUCAAAUAUUGGCGAUGUGAAGAUCGUUCCUGCUCCGCGUUUCUUCACACUGAUGGGAAUAACAAAUACAAAGCACAUACGGGCACACAUGUGGGUCAUCUACCUUCGCCGGAACGAGUCGAACUUAUGGCGUUAAGUCGAAAAGUCAAGGAACGCGUGGUCAAAGAAACAACGCCAAUCGCUCGCAUCUACGAACAGGAGCUCGCCGCAGCACAGCUUAGUCGAACUGCUUUGGCUCUUGCCCCCUCAGCGAGAGAGAGGCAAUCGUCUUUAUGUCGCUUUCGACGAACAACAACACCAGUUCUUCCUACGUCAAGUACCUUCGACAUUCCAGAACCAUACGCUCAAACUCUCGGUGGAAAAAACUUUCUUCUGCACGAUAUACUCAUUCGUGGCCAAAGAGCACUAACGUUUGCCAAUGAUUUACAACUGACAAUCUUGUUCAAAUCCAGCCAUAUCUUUAUCGACGGCACGUUUCAAGUGUGUCCUCCAUUCUUCGAUCAAGUCUUCACAAUUCAUGGUGUACAUCAUGAACACGGUAAGAUCUUUUUCUUUUGAUCGUAUAUGUGAUCACGAGUCACUUCGUUUUAGUUGUGCCGUGCGUAAUCGCCCUUUU